This is a messenger RNA of Actinia tenebrosa (Australian red waratah sea anemone), 953 nucleotides long. Its product is annotated as protein amalgam-like. Lineage: Eukaryota; Metazoa; Cnidaria; Anthozoa; Actiniaria; Actiniidae. Gene Ontology annotation, biological process: cell-cell adhesion. Gene Ontology annotation, cellular component: cell-cell junction; plasma membrane. The record is from RefSeq and is a predicted model, not a curated record. Gene Ontology annotation, molecular function: cell adhesion molecule binding.
UUCUGAGACAAUGGAGGCAUCUCAAGUCCUAUGGAUUUCACUGAUCAUCAAAGUGUUACUUGUGAGCAGAACUCAGGGAAACUAUGUUAAACAAGUGGAAAUGGAACAUACACACCAAUACAUGUCCUGCUAGACUACUGAACCCUGUUCGAGUGAGUAAAGAAUCAACUGCUACACUAGUAAUCCAUAAUGUAACUCUGGCUGAUAGUGGUACGUAUGGAUGUGUUCUUGUGCUGACAACAAGAAACCCCAUAACAAGUAAAGUCAAACUCGUUGUAACAUCGUUGCCUAAUAUCACGUUAAAUCCUUCGUCUUCAAUCAUACGCGUAAAUGAAUCCGAAGGAUUAUUUAUCAGCUGUUCUGCGGUUGGAAUUCCUGAACCGAACGUCACAUGGCUGAGAUUGAGGGAUGGUGGCAAGUUCCGUAAGAACCAAGGCGUGGGACAUGUAACAAUUAAUCUAUCAAAUAUCACAAGAAAUGAUAGUGGAAUAUAUAAUUGCUGUGCAACUAACAACCCGAAGGAGAAUCCAACCUGUAGAAGUACAACAAUAUCUGUCCAGUACAAACCAGAAAUAGAUGUAGUCCAGUCAAAUGACACAGUUUCUUCAUAUAAUAAUGGUACAGUCACGAUAUACUGUUUGGCCAAUGGCGUGCCCUCUCCUCUGUUCACGUGGUAUGAUCCCCGUAAUCGAUCAAUAUUGACAGGAUCUCAUACUGUUACGGGUGUUGGUGUCUUGGAACUAGUAACCAUAGACGCAGGCAGCUAUGGGUUGUACAAAUGUAAAGCAGAAAAUUUACUUGGUUAUGAUGAACACAUCAUCAAUGUCACCCAAACAGGUUUGAAACAUUUAAUCCUUUUAAUGGUUCUUAUGGUUCUUUUUAUGCGAAAACAAUCUUCAAAAAGUUGUUUCGAAAACCAAGUACGUCAAAAAUUACAAAAAAAAGGUUUCUAG